Molecule: messenger RNA, 351 nt
Organism: Naegleria lovaniensis
Lineage: Eukaryota; Heterolobosea; Eutetramitea; Acrasida; Naegleriidae
Exons: 1
Coding region: 1-351 (116 amino acids)
Source: RefSeq, a predicted model, not a curated record
AUGUAUGGAGGGAGGAAAGCAAUUUCCGCACUCAAUUUUACGGAUCAUCAUGCUGUGGAUGAUCGUUAUGAGGGAACAUUGACACCGACUCUUUUGAAUGGAUCGGGAUUGAAUCAACAAAAACGACACAACAGGGACAAUUUUUCGAAUAAGGGACGAACACGAUUCUCUUCUUUGCAUGCAGAACGUUCUCCGAAAUACUCCAAGGCAUCCAUCAUGGAGCAAGAUCACGAAAUGUUUAGCAAUGCAAAAAAGUGGAAGUCUUCUGUGCUGUUGAUGGAAGUUAAAUUGAAAGAAUUAGUUGAGAAAGCGCUUGAGAGUCCUGCAAAAUAUAAAAACUCGGCCUCUUGA